AUGCCUCCCGCAAAACGACCCAAGCUGGCCGCCCUGGCCACGCCGACCUCUGGCAACUUCCCAUCGGAUGCUCUCUUGUCUGCCUCUUCAGUACGGACUCCGCACUCAGCAUCUAUCAAGGGCUCGCUGCAGUCGGCAGGCCUUUACUCAGCGGGUCUCCCCUCGGCAGGUCUGCCCUCAGCACCUUUCGAGUAUCCGCCAACUCCGAGCAUGUUGUCAGGAAAGCAGGAGGAGAAGCCAGAGCCAACUCCAAUCACCCCACCAUUGGCCUAUAUGGAUUUCCUCAAGACGAUCAGCGUCGCGUCUCCAUCGGUAUCAAGCCCGCCGCUUACGGCACCCCUGAUGGGCAAGACGCCGCUCAACCGGACCUCUACGGCCGGUAGUACAGCCAGCACCGUGACAUGCAAAUCGGAAGACUCAGCAGCGGAGAGCGCUGGAGAGGUCGACCUGGACAGUGCGCCUACAACAGCAAGCAGCGAGGCCACAGACUGCAGCUGCUCAUGCGAGCUUGUGCAUAAAUCUUCAAAACCAGCGCAAAUUUCGGUUGCUCAGCCCGCCUCGCCGUUGGUCACAUUACCCCUUUCGGCGCCUGCAAGUGGGCCGACCACCUUUCCAAGCCUCCGCAUACCGCCAAGCCCGGCCGUCGAGAGCCCUGUGCGAUCACCUUUCAGUGCACGGAGCAUCAAGAGCCCGUUUGACUGGGACGCGGCCCUGAAGGCGAAGAGGUAUGCGGAUGUGAAGCCCCCGACCUCGGCAGUGGGAACUGGAGGAACACACUCGAGCCGGUGUGAGAAGGGCAAGAGUGUCAGGCACAUCAGGGAGGUGGUCACAAGGACGGUGACAUACACGCCGAGGAUGGAUCCGGCACCCAAAGGAAAGAGGCGGAAAGUCGAAUGA
This is a messenger RNA of Diaporthe amygdali, 897 nucleotides long. RefSeq lists its product as uncharacterized. NCBI's taxonomy places the organism in Eukaryota, Fungi, Ascomycota, Sordariomycetes, Diaporthales, Diaporthaceae. Bases 1 to 897 code for a protein of 298 amino acids. The transcript has a single exon. The record is from RefSeq and is a predicted model, not a curated record.